UGAAAUUCUCUUCUCUGAAGCAUUAUCAAGCAAAAUCAACAAUGGAAGCGAACGGUACGAUUUGGAGCCAUGAUUCUCUCAGAAACUUCCAUGAAUUCACUCCGGCUGUGCAGAAUCAUCUAAAGCGGGUCUAUCUCACGUUAUUCUGUGCUCUUAUUGCGUCUGCAUUUGGAGCUUACCUCCAUAUGGUCUGGAAUAUCGGUGGAAAUGUCACUACUCUUGGAUUCACUGGAACCAUGAUCUGGUUGCGUUUCACUCCUUCACAUGAACAACAAUCAAAGAGGCUUUUCCUUCUGUAUCUAUCUGCCCUUCUUAAAGGUGCUUCAGUUGGUCCCAUGAUCAUGUUGGUCAUUGAUUUUGAUUCAAGCGUCCUGGUCACUGCAUUUGUGGGAACAGCAGUAGUAUUUGUGUGUUUCUCCGCUGCAGCAAUGUUGGCAACGCGUAGAGAGUAUCUUUACCUCGGAGCUUCACUUUCUUGUAGUAUGUCCAUCCUUUGGUGGGUGCAAAUUGCCUCUUCGAUCUUCGGAGGCUCUAUAACUGUCGUCAAGUUUGAGCUAUACUUUGGACUCUUGAUCUUUGUGGGAUACAUAGUGGUGGACACACAGAUGAUAAUCGAGAAAGCACACCAUGGUGAUAUGGACUAUGUGCAACAUUCUUUUACCUUUUUCACUGACUUUGCUUCUCUGUUUGUUCGAAUUCUCGUUCUCAACAUGGAAGAUGAAGAAAGGAAGAAAAGACCGAAGAAACUGAAACCACCAAAUCAAGUCUACAUAGCUCAGAUUGUUUAAGCAAAAUCACUCUUUCCACUUGUCUUUUGACUAGUUUCUCUGCUAUCAUAAAUACAUUGAAACUUCAGAUUGUAAAUGACUUUGUACUCUGGCUUUGUGUUUACUGUCUAAUAUCAAACUUUUAACAAAAAUGACAAGUUAGG
This is a messenger RNA of Arabidopsis arenosa, 931 nucleotides long. Lineage: Eukaryota; Viridiplantae; Streptophyta; Magnoliopsida; Brassicales; Brassicaceae. The record is from the annotation of a GenBank genome assembly.